Tripterygium wilfordii is the source of this 2528-nucleotide messenger RNA. RefSeq lists its product as uncharacterized. The coding region runs from base 108 to 2528 and encodes 806 amino acids. The transcript is spliced from 2 exons. Gene Ontology annotation, biological process: nuclear-transcribed mRNA catabolic process, nonsense-mediated decay. NCBI's taxonomy places the organism in Eukaryota, Viridiplantae, Streptophyta, Magnoliopsida, Celastrales, Celastraceae. The record is from RefSeq and is a predicted model, not a curated record.
GGGAUUCAAAACUCAAAAGGCACAUGAGAGACUUUCGUGGCCCUUUGUCCAAGCCCGGAAAACCAUACCCGUCUCUCUUUCAAUGAAAGUUCCGUAACAAGUCCUUAAUGGACGUUCCAAGACCCCCUUCGAUGCGGGUCUUGACCCGGCCACCCGUACCCUCACCCACUCCCACACACGCACCCUCACCGGAAGCUACACCCUCCCCCGCCACUGCCUCCCCAUCGCUGCCACAAGCUCAGGCACAGCCUCGACCUCUUGAGGGCGUGGUGGUUGUCGGCUUCAUCUCUUGGAGCCCCGAACACUCCUCACACCUCAUCAACCGGGUCAUUGACUGCAACGUAUUCGGGUCUGGUAAUCUCGAUGAAGUGUUGAGUAUUGAUACUGAGGAAGUAAAGGAUUGGUUCAAGUGGAGGCGAAUCAGCUACUACCACGACGAGGAGAAAGGGAUUUUGUUCUUGCAAUACUGUUCGACCCCGUGCCCUGCCCUUGACGGGUUGGCGGAGGCGGAUGCGGAUACGGGUUUUGACUCCCUUUUAGAAGACCGCCAGUUCGAGGAUCUUCAGGGCUUGCUGUUUAUGUUUUCUGUCUGCCAUGUAAUCGUGUUUAUUCAGGAGGGUUCGUGCUUUGAUACUCAAAAUUCGAAGAAAUUUCAUGUGUUACAAGCUGCAAAGAAUGCAUUAACUAGAUCGAGAACUUCACCACCAUCAUUAUCUAGACCGCUAUCAUCAUUGUCUUCCUCAAAGCCUACAGGAUUCACAAGUUCUUCUAACAGUUCUCCGGGUAGAAGUAGGGCCAUCUUGACUCGUAAUUCUUCAUCUAUAUCUCUCAUGUCAGGUUUAGGUUCAUAUACAUCUUUGUUUCCUGGACAGUGUACUCCCAUAACACUCUUUGUUUUCAUUGAUGAUUUCUCUGAUGUGUCAAAUCCCACUUCUACCGUAGAGGAUUUGACUGAUACCUCCUCAAUUAAUAAGUCUUCUAGUUUGAGUAGCUCAGCUCGGCCCACCUCUUCAAUGAAAGGUUCUGGUUCAGUCGUUGUGCUUGCGCGUCCAGUAAGUAAAUCUGAAGGUGGUACUAGAAAGAAACUGCAGUCAUCUCUUGAAACGCAGGCACGCCUUUUACUUAAGAAAUGCCGUACAUUGUCAGUUUCUGAAAGCAGUCAUUCAAGAAGCGGGAGCGUAUCAAGUGCUGCACCUUUGUUUGCUCUCGAUGCAUCAAGAGCAGUUGUGCUGCUUGACAGGUCUAUGAAUCAGAGAGGUGAACCGCUUGAAUUUGUCAGUGACCUUUUGGAAGUUGUUUUGAAUGGAAAAGCAACCUCAGAUUUUCUUUUGCUUGAAAGCCAUAGUCAGAGUGCAAACAAGGAGGAUCUUAUAUCCGUGAAGGAGUUUAUUUACAGGCAGUCUGAUCUUCUUAGAGGAAGAGGGGGGUUGGUUGCCAACAACAACAGUGGGUCAGCUGCUGGAGUUGGUAUGGUUGCUAUUGCUGCAGCUGCUGCUGCCGCCUCAGCUGCUUCAGGAAAGAGAUUUACUGCUCCUGAACUUCCAAGUUUAGAGACGUGGCUGUCUUCAAGUCAUCUUAUUUUGCAUGAUCUCCUUUCUCCAAAAGAAGUUAGAAUAGAUGAAACUGAUAUUGGCAGAAGAAAACCUCAUCAGGGGAACACUGGGCCAGCACAUGUAGAAGAGGCCACUACAGAUUCUCUGGAUCUUGCAGUAUCUUGGUUGAGCACUGGUAGGGGACUGAAUACCAGUUUUUCUACUCUUUGUUGUGAAAGAUCGCUUCCGGCUGCCAGGGAUGUGUACUUGAAAGACUUGCCUGUUUGCUAUCCUACUCUUCAGCAUAAAGCCCAUUUAGAAAAGGCAUUGAAUGCUUUCCACUCAAUGGCUAGAGGACCUGCAGUGCCACUGUUUGCUAAAAAGUUGGAAAACGAAUGCAUCUCUCUCUGGAAAUCUGGGAGGCAGUUAUGUGAUGCUAUUAGUUUGACAGGACGACCAUGCAUAAACCAAAAACAUGAUGUAGAAAGUGGCGAAUCACAUUUAGGAGCUGAAGUUAAGCCACAUUCCAGUGGUUAUUUUUUCCUUCAUGCUUGUGCUUGUGGUCGAUCACGGCGUCUACAGCCUGAUCCUUUUGAUUUCGAAUCUGCAAACCUUACCUUCAGUUUCUUUCCAGAAUGUGACAAGCUUCUUCCUGCAGUCUCCUUACCAGAAGUGAGCCAUUCAGGACCUAUUCGGCCUUCUUCAUGGAGUUUGGUUCGCAUUGGGAGUGCACGGUACUAUGGGCCUUCUAAAGGUUUACUUCAGAGUGGGUUUUGUGCCACUCAUAAAUUCCUUUUGAAAUGGACAAUAUUUCUAGAGAAACCAAAAAUAACCAAUGAGGUACCACCAAAAGUUCUGCAAAGAGGUCUGGUUUUAAGGUCAGAUUCACAUUCAAGGGCUGAAUUUAAUAGGGAUUCAGAUGUGAAAAAAAUCAGUGCUGCACCGUUGUACUCAGAAGAUAUACAACUAGGAACUGAAAGCAGAAGAAACCUCUAG